Messenger RNA from Onychostoma macrolepis, 1993 nucleotides. RefSeq names its product DEAD (Asp-Glu-Ala-Asp) box polypeptide 39B (gene ddx39b). Gene Ontology annotation, biological process: mRNA export from nucleus; mRNA splicing, via spliceosome. Gene Ontology annotation, molecular function: RNA helicase activity; ATP binding; RNA binding. The transcript is spliced from 11 exons. NCBI's taxonomy places the organism in Eukaryota, Metazoa, Chordata, Actinopteri, Cypriniformes, Cyprinidae. The record is from RefSeq and is a predicted model, not a curated record. Bases 139 to 1446 code for a protein of 435 amino acids.
UCUUCUCAAGGCAGUUCACGCAGUUCCACAUGUUGGGUCUUUCAUCGAAGCAGUCGCUUAGUCGCGGAUUGAUGACGCCAUCGCCAGCCUAUCUAGCAGGUGCAGUGAAAUUCAACUGCUUCAUACAGUAUUUCGAGGAUGACGGAGAACGAUGUUGAGAACGAGCUGUUGGACUAUGAGGAGGAUGAGGUUGAUGCAGGUGGUGUCGGGGACACAGGCCUGGGACACAACGAUGGCGGGAUAUCCAUCAGGAAAGAAGGGGUCAAAGGGUCAUAUGUGUCCAUCCACUCCUCAGGAUUCAGGGAUUUCCUUCUCAAACCAGAACUGCUGAGAGCUAUAGUGGACUGCGGCUUUGAACAUCCAUCUGAAGUUCAGCAUGAAUGCAUUCCUCAGGCGAUCCUGGGGAUGGAUGUAUUAUGUCAGGCCAAGUCUGGAAUGGGGAAGACGGCUGUCUUUGUGUUGGCCACCCUUCAGCAGCUGGAGCCAGUGACCGGGCAGGUAUCAGUGUUGGUGAUGUGUCACACCCGAGAGCUGGCCUUCCAGAUCAGCAAAGAGUACGAGCGCUUCUCCAAAUACAUGCCCAGUGUCAAGGUGGCAGUGUUCUUUGGUGGUUUAUCUAUAAAGAAGGAUGAGGAGGUUCUGAAGAGAGAGAGCCCUCAUGUGGUGGUGGGAACUCCUGGACGCAUUCUAGCUCUGUCUCGCAACAAGAGUCUCAACCUGCGCCACAUCAAGCACUUCAUCCUGGACGAAUGCGACAAGAUGCUGGAGCAGCUUGACAUGCGGCGUGAUGUCCAGGAGAUCUUUCGUAUGACCCCUCACGAGAAGCAGGUCAUGAUGUUCAGUGCCACCCUGAGUAAAGAGAUCCGUCCUGUCUGCAGAAAGUUCAUGCAAGAUCCGAUGGAAAUUUUUGUGGACGACGAGACCAAGCUGACGCUUCAUGGCCUCCAGCAGUACUACGUCAAGCUGAAGGACAACGAGAAGAACAGGAAACUCUUUGACCUCCUGGAUGUGUUGGAGUUCAAUCAGGUGGUGAUCUUCGUGAAGUCCGUGCAGCGUUGUAUUGCUCUGGCUCAGUUGCUGGUGGAGCAAAAUUUCCCUGCCAUUGCCAUUCAUAGAGCAAUGCCUCAAGACGAAAGAUUAGCUCGAUAUCAGCAGUUCAAGGAUUUCCAGAGACGAAUCCUGGUGGCCACAAACCUGUUUGGCCGAGGUAUGGACAUCGAAAGAGUCAACAUCGCCUUCAAUUACGACAUGCCUGAAGAUUCAGACACAUACCUGCACAGGGUUGCGAGGGCCGGCAGGUUUGGAACGAAAGGUCUGGCCAUCACCUUUGUGUCAGAUGAGACUGACGCCCGCACUUUGAACGAUGUUCAGGACAGGUUUGAGGUGAACAUCAGCGAACUUCCAGAGGAGAUUGACAUCUCUUCAUAUAUUGAACAAACACGAUAAAGACGACAGAACACAAAAGGCAGCAGUUUCUUCGGAGGAUGCAUGGCAUUGUAGCAACUGGUAGCAACCGAGAGUUUGUCUGUCACAUAGACUGUUAUGGUGUUAGUGAAUAAACAGCUCAUAUCGCAGUGUUAUCCUAUAAUGUAGUGGAUUUCCUAAUACCUCCUCAGUAGUUCAGUUUGAUUUUGCUUGUUGACAGUAAAAAAUGCAUUAUUUUCAAUGUUAAUAUUACUCCUCCCAAUAUGAAUAAUUUGCUUGUUUUUGAAUUUAGGUUAUUUAUAAUGGAGAGGCAUAAUUUUUGUUUUCUGUUGUGAGAGGAGGCGUUUUCAUUAUUGGAUUAUAAUGGACCAUACAGUUGUUUGCAUUGAUGUUAAAUUGUUUGAAAGAUAUUCAGUAUAAUAGCAGUAUAAGCCUGAAUGCUUGUUACCAGUGAAGUAGGUAUCAACGAAAUGUGUUCAGUGUAUGUUCAUUUGCCAGACAAAUGGCCACUUUGUUUAAACUACUUAAUGCUUGUUAAACCAUAUAAAGUAUGUUUGUUUUAUUUACA